CUAAUAUUAGAUAGAAUUAUACACAUCAAUAUUGAAGCUCUCCGGUCUUGCCAUGGCGAGUGUGCUGGAACUUCUCACUAUUCACAGCUCACCAGUUUCCAUACUCUCCGGCGGCCGCCGCGCGCAGUUCGUCUGCGAGGCCGUUCCACAAAUAUCACCAACUAAAGCUGGUGGCGGGGCAACUAAGAGGAGUUUCACGAGGCUAAAACUCAAAAAAGUACAAAAUCUUGUUAAAGAAAGCUACCGGAAAAUUACGCAGAACAAUGACCUUGAAGAUAACCAGCUGGAAGCAGAAACUUCUACAUCACAUUUGUCAGACAAAUCAUACGAUGAGCCUGAUGAGUUGGAUGAGCAGAUGAAUACCAAUGUCCAGAAUGAUUCUACAGAAUAUGUAUAUCCUUAUAUUAAAUCCUCCCGACAAGCUGCUUAUUCUGCAGUAUCUUCUGCUCCAUCCUCAAGCAGAUGGGGAAAUGUAAGACCAGACAGAAGCUAUAGACCUAAUGAGGCCAAUGCCUCUAAGAAAGGGAAGAUGUUGAAAUCCAACAAUGACUUCUUUAGCAGAAAAUUGUUUAAGGAGUUGGGGUGCAACAAUUACAUUAUUGAGGCUUUAAAGAGCCUGCAAUAUGAGCGCCCUUCACACAUUCAGGCUAUGGCAUUUGCCCCAGUUAUUAGUGGAAAAAGUUGUAUUAUGGCUGAUCAGAGUGGAUCUGGUAAAACUUUGGCUUAUCUAGUUCCACUUGUACAACGCCUUAGACAAGAAGAAACUGAAGGACUUAGCAAACCUGCAUCUCAAAAUCCUCGAGUUGUAAUUCUGGUCCCAACUGCCGAGUUGGCCUCUCAGGUUUUGAGUAUUUGCCGAUCUUUCUCUAAAGCUGGAGUCCCUUUCCGCUCUAUGGUUGCUACUGGUGGUUUUCGGCAGAAAACUCAGCUGGAGAAUCUUAAACAUGAAAUAGAUGUUCUGAUUGCAACUCCUGGUCGAUUCAUGUUUCUAGUUAAUGAGGGCUUCGUUCAGUUGACAAAUCUCAAAAGCGCUGUUCUGGAUGAGGUGGAUAUACUCUACAAAGAUGAUGAUUUUGAACUUGCGUUGCAAAGUUUGAUCAAUUCAGCACCAGUCAUAGUGCAGUAUUUAUUUGUAACAGCCACAUUACCCGUCGAGAUAUACAACAAGCUAGUUGAAGUUUUUCCUGAUUGUGAGAUUAUUAUGGGUCCUGGUAUGCACCGCACAAGCCCAAGAUUGGAGGAGGUUCUUAUAGAUUGCAGUGGAGACGAAGAAACUGAAAAGACCCCCGAUACAGCUUUUCUCAACAAAAGAAGUGCUCUUCUCCGUCUUGUGAAGGAAAGUCCUGUGACAAAGAGCAUUGUGUUCUGUAACAAGAUCGAAACAUGCAGAAAAGUUGAAAAUGCAUUAAAGCGCCUCGAUCGAAAAGAAAUUAAUAUAAAGGUUUUACCAUUUCAUGCUGCUUUGGAACAGGAAUCGAGGCUUGCAAAUCUAGAAAAAUUUCGUAGCUUUCCGACUGGGAAUAUUUCCAUGUUCUUAGUUUGCACAGAUAGAGCAUCCAGAGGAAUGGACUUUGCAGGGGUAGAUCAUGUAGUGCUCUUUGACUUUCCACGUGAUCCAAGUGAAUAUGUACGUCGUGUUGGACGAACAGCUCGAGGUGCCGGAGGCAAGGGAAAGGCUUUUGUUUUUGCUGUUGGCAAGCAAGUUCCUCUAGCAAGGAAGAUUAUGGAAAGAAAUCAAAAGGGGCAUCCAUUGCAUGAUGUACCUUCUGCUUAUGAGGUGAUGAGGUAGACUAGCUGUGGAAGUGAAGAGUAAGCUGUAAUUGCCUCAUGCAUGUGAUGAGAGAGGUGUUCAUGUUGUUACUUGUAGAGGAAGAAACAUAUAAUUAGUUUGACCAUGUAUUUUAAGUUCCCUCCACAUAACGUUGCCAAAGUCCAAAGCUCAAGAACAAUUGGAUUGGGAAUGUUUUUUUUAUGCUUUACUCCGUAUCAGGCACGGUUCCCUGUGAUUAGAUUUUGGUUGGCAAGCGCCAGAUCUCAUGUUAGUUCUUUAGUAGUGGUUGUGUUUAGGCUUGUUUGGCGAUCGGCAGAUAACGAGAUUGUAUCAGCGGAUAGCGGAUUAUAUUAGCUGAUUUGACCAACGGAUUGCAUUAGCGAUUUUUAAAUAAGUGUUUGGUAAAUAGUUGAAAGCUUAUAGCUGUUUGACAUUGCAAAAUGACCAAUAAGAACAUUUUAUUAUUUAGGGUGUAUUCUUUUAAUAAUAAUAUAUUAAAACAUUUAAUAUUCUUUA
Messenger RNA from Striga asiatica, 2287 nucleotides. NCBI's taxonomy places the organism in Eukaryota, Viridiplantae, Streptophyta, Magnoliopsida, Lamiales, Orobanchaceae. The record is from the annotation of a GenBank genome assembly.